Molecule: messenger RNA, 2718 nt
Organism: Nothoprocta perdicaria
Lineage: Eukaryota; Metazoa; Chordata; Aves; Tinamiformes; Tinamidae
Gene: RNF8
Product: ring finger protein 8
Exons: 8
Coding region: 1-1518 (505 amino acids)
Biological process (GO): protein K48-linked ubiquitination; double-strand break repair; ubiquitin-dependent protein catabolic process
Cellular component (GO): cytosol; nucleus; ubiquitin ligase complex
Molecular function (GO): ubiquitin protein ligase activity; histone binding
Source: RefSeq, a predicted model, not a curated record
AUGGCGGCGCGCGGGGCCUCGCGCCUGGCCUGGUGCCUGCGGCGCGUGGGCGCCAGCGGCGAGUGGCUCCUGCUGGAGGCCGGCACCGAGGUAUCUGUAGGCCGAGGAUUAGAUCUCACCUACCAACUGGUGUCAAAAACCUGUCCCUUGAUGAUCUCUCGUAAACACUGCGUUUUUCAGCAAAAUGCAGAAGGACAGUGGACUGUUAAGGAUAACAAGAGUUUAAAUGGAGUCUGGCUUAAUAAACAGCGCCUGGAUCCCUUAAAAGCCUAUCCUAUAGCUGAAGGAGACCGCAUCCAGCUAGGAGUGCCUUUGGAGAACAGAGAGGCUGCUGAGUAUGAGUAUGAAGUAAUCAAAGAUGAAUGGGAGAAAAUCAAACCCUUCCUAGCCCAAAGAAAUGACUUGGGGAAAACUAAGAGUCCAAGAACUAAACGUAAAUAUAGUGUGGAAGAGUCUGAAAUAUCUGGAUCAGAAGGCCCUUCGGAUUCCAGAUGCAAAAGAGACAGAGUGUCUUGUGACAGUGAACUUGCAGGGAAAUCACGGGAAAGGGUAGAGCAGGCCAAACAGGUAACACAGAAGACGGAUCUCAAGCUCCCCGCUCCUGAGCCAAGCGAGGAGCACAGGGACCCSGUGCACUCUGAGAAGGCUCUACCUGCCACCCAUAGGGACCAGAAAGGCUCUAGCCUUGCACAGUCUUGGACUGGCUUGGAAAUGCUGAGGAAAACUCUGGUAGAUAUAAUGAGGCUGAAAGUCAAACUGCAGGAGAAGCAGCAGGAGGUUCAGAGCGUGAAGCAGAGGCGCAGGAAGUGCGCUCARAAGGAGAUCCUGGCAAUGGAACAGGAGCUGCAGGAGCUGCAGGACCGGUUGUGCCUGGAGCAAGAGCAGAAUCAGCAGCACAUGGAAGAGCUGCAGAAGGUAUUCUGUAAAGAGCAGCAGAAACUAGAGGGAGUUAAGUGGCAACACGGGGAAGAAAAUCUGGAGGAGCAACUGGCCCAGGUCCUGCAGGAGCAUCGUGCUUUGAUGGAAGAGUUGAGCCGUAGUAAAAAAGACUUUGAGGAGAUAAUUCAAGCCAAGAAUAAAGAACUGGAAGAAACCAAGGAGGAGAAGGAAAAGGUGAGAGCUCAAAAAGAGGAGGUGUUGAAUCAGAUGAAUGAUGUGUUGGAGAACGAGCUACAGUGCACAAUCUGUUCUGAGCACUUUAUCGAGGCAGUCACGCUGAACUGCGCGCACAGCUUCUGCUCCUACUGCAUCAACGAGUGGACAAAGCGGAAAGUGGAGUGCCCGAUCUGCAGGCAGGAGAUCCAGUCGAAGACACGCUCUCUGGUGCUAGACAACUGCAUUGACAGGAUGGUGGAAAAGCUGGAUGCAGAAAUGAAAGACCGCCGCCUUGCCCUUAUCAGAGAGCGGAAAGAGAAAUGGAGUGUGUUGGCGAACCUAGCCACGGCCAAUGACAACGCCGUCGUUGCCUCCAUCUACUCCAUCCUGUCGAUGAGCAGUUGUGAUAACGAGGACUCUUGAGUACAAGGAUUUGUACUGUGAUAACUWCUACACUAUCUGAACACUGCUGCUGCAGACUGGUUGGCCUGUAUGGCGCCCRGAAUGAACCUCAUGGUGUUGGGUUAACUACCGCUGGAGGAGUGGACUGGACAUCUGGAAGGAGAGAUUGAGUGAGGAGACUGGAGCUGAGAACUAGCUGCAUUUGGAAGAAGGAUUUUAUUUUUUAAAUGAUUGUACAGAAGCUUGAUCUCCAAAGCAAAACUGGGAUUGCGGGAGAAAGAAAACUUGUUUCAUACUAGGUGCUUCACAUGCAAAGCAUAGGCGUCCAUGCUCACCUGUGACCUACUCGCUCUCAUGUGUUGGUGUGUUUGCAUCGCUGCCCUUUCCUGGGUGAAUGACCUGUUCAAGUGUGGGCAUCGGCUUUCUCUUCCUUCAGCCAGCAGAGGGAAUGGCCCAAGUUACUUGAAAACUUGGUCAUCUUCACCAGCAGACAGCAGGGGUAGACCAGGAGAAAAUGCCCUCGUGGGCCUUCCUCUUCAGUUUUGUAUGGCAGCUGGAGCCAUCCCAGGCUUGCCUCGCAGUGGAGGUUACGCUUCCCAGAGGGUGCCAAUGGACCCUGUCAGCCUUCAGUGCUUCAAUACAUUAGCUGUGCUGCUGGGACCUGAAAGUGAGAAAGAACAUUCUCCCUGCCUAGUAGGUAGGGAUGGAGAAGAUUAAAUCACAUCCUCUAGAAGUCCCUAGCUAGUGCUGUUUUCAGAUAGCACCUUUAGUUUAUUUCUUCUUCAGGCUUUUGCCUAAAGUGUUUUAGAAAUGGGAAGCAGCAUAUCCAGAAAGUAUUAGCAGUGACUUAGUUGCACAUUUAGUUCUAGCCAGCAGUAGAGAGGAACCUCGGUCUCUUCAGAAGUGCUGCAAAGUGAAUUAAUGUAGUGCCCUGUUGGCAGGGUGCAAAAGCAGCAUUUGUAGGCAACCACAAGGCAARGAGGGAAGCAUUUUGUUUUACUCUUUACAAAAUUGCUUUUGAGCUGUGGUACAUACURCCCUCACAGCACAUCACUCAUCCAUAAAAGCCUGAGCAAGACUUGCCUCAUCCUAUAGGGAUUGCCUAGUUCUGUGUUCAGUGGCCUAUACUUUUGACUUAGCUGUUAAUGGAAAAGACUGCUCUGCAACAGUGGGAAUGGGAUGGGGGAAAUCCUUCUGGUCUGUAAUUUAUUUGGUCAUUUC